Messenger RNA from Rhizophagus irregularis DAOM 181602=DAOM 197198, 183 nucleotides. The record is from RefSeq and is a predicted model, not a curated record. Lineage: Eukaryota; Fungi; Glomeromycota; Glomeromycetes; Glomerales; Glomeraceae.
AUGGCAACAAGCAAUCGAACUUGUGAUAGAUGUGGAAAGGCUUUUGCAACUCCACAAAAGCUUCGUAGGCAUCAAAAUAGAAAGUUUCUAUGCAAGCCUGCAGCUAAACCUCAGGAUCCCACACCUGAGAUUGUACAAUUGCAACCACAACCGGAGCAAUUCCAGGAUCCCACACCUGAGAUU